This is a messenger RNA of Nasonia vitripennis (jewel wasp), 1309 nucleotides long. It is a transcript of the gene Uros1, whose product is annotated as uroporphyrinogen-III synthase. The record is from RefSeq and is a predicted model, not a curated record. Lineage: Eukaryota; Metazoa; Arthropoda; Insecta; Hymenoptera; Pteromalidae. Gene Ontology annotation, molecular function: uroporphyrinogen-III synthase activity. The transcript has 2 exons. Gene Ontology annotation, biological process: uroporphyrinogen III biosynthetic process. The coding region runs from base 296 to 1075 and encodes 259 amino acids.
GCAAAUAAGUAUCGAUUAUUACCAUACAAUUCAAAUUUAAACAUUUUUAUAGGUUAAAUUUUGAGCAGGUGUGUUCCUUCGUUUCAACUGCAGUCUGCUACAGUGGAUUGGCAGUACUGCCCAAAACGUUAUGUUCUACGUAAACCCCUUGUAAACCCUAACGUAUACGCUCAAUUGUGGACGCACCCUGAAUAAUUUAGCGAACUUUCUGUACAUAACCUACAAUGUUUAAGCGGUUGGCACUAGAUAAAUACUAAUAGAGCUGAGUUUGGAUUUUGCAUUUACAAAUCUCAAAAUGUCUAUUAAUAAAAUAAAAGUUUUAUUAUGUACCGGAGUUUCAAGUGAGACAGAUAACAAUGAAAAUCAGUAUAAAAAAUGUCUUACAGAACAUGGCUUUGAAUGUGAAAUAUUGCAAGUGCUACAUUUUGAAUUUAUUAAUCUAGAUGAUUUACGCAAUACUUUGCUUGAUUCGGAAUCUUAUAAUGGUUUAAUACUAACAAGUCCAAGAGCAGCUGCAGCUAUAGCUAUGACAAAAAUGCAAAAUCCAUUUUCCUUGGAACCAUGGCUAGAAAAAACAACAUUUUGUAUUGGUCAGGCUACAGAAUUUGUUGCAAAGGAACAAGUUGGGUUAACUAAUAUAUUUGGUUCUGAUUCUGGGAAUGCCAAGAACUUAGCUAAUUUCAUUGUACACACUAUGAAAGAAAAAUGUAAAAAGCCACUACUACUUCCAUGCAGUGAUAUUGCAAGAGAUACAAUACCACAAAUUUUAUUAAACAAUAAAAUAGAAGUAAAAAAAAUUGUUGUAUAUAAAACAAAAGCUCAUCAUUUUUUAGCAGAAGCAUUAAAUGAAGCUUUAAACCAAUCACCACAUGUUUUAGUAUUCUAUAGUCCAUCAAUUGUAGAUAAUAUGUUGAAUGCCUUAUCUAAUAAUAAGACUAUAUUUGAAAAUUUCAAAAUUAUUGCAAUUGGUCCUGUUACUGAAGAAGCUUUAGAAAAUGCAGGAAUCAAAGUUGAUGGAGUAGCUGAAAAACCAGAACCUACAUCCUUGACUGAAGUCAUACAGAAAAUCAUUUAAUUGCGAAGUUAGGUUUUGUUCAUAAUGAAGACAAAUUAUGAAGCACUGAUUACAUAUUAAUUUUUGUUUAUUUAUGUAAAUAUUUUAUACAUAUCGUAAUUUUUAUAACUUUAAUGAAUUUUAAAAUUCUCUAUGGUAAAUUGUACAUAUUUUUAAGAAUUAUACAUGCCACAUAAAUCUUAUAAAUUAAAAUGUGUAUUUUAUUUUUUGAUAAAAGCAUCAAUUCUGAAAAUA